Planococcus citri (citrus mealybug) is the source of this 2479-nucleotide messenger RNA. It is a transcript of the gene dbo, whose product is annotated as Kelch-like protein diablo. The record is from RefSeq and is a predicted model, not a curated record. NCBI's taxonomy places the organism in Eukaryota, Metazoa, Arthropoda, Insecta, Hemiptera, Pseudococcidae. The coding region runs from base 299 to 2050 and encodes 583 amino acids. The transcript has 10 exons. Gene Ontology annotation, molecular function: protein binding.
GUUCGCGUAAUCGCGUUAUCAUGUUUGAUAUAAAACAAAAUGAAAACACCAAGAAAUUUUAAUUGAUUGGCGCUGGCAAAUAUUUUUGAAAUUUAAAAAAAUUUCACGUAAAAUGUAACAGAUAACAUCCAUCGUAUCUGCUGUUGGAAACUGUGAACUCAAGAAAAACCACUACAUCGCUCAAUAUCGAAUUUGUGCCAGUUAAUUUUUCGUCAUUUAUCCCAAUAUUGCGAAGAUUGACUCAGUUUGGGGGUGGAGUUCCCCCCCUUUGCGACUUCAAUCGUCGCGAGGGAAUAGAAUGGGGGAACUGAUUAUUAGCGGAGAAAGGCCACCGUCUCCAGCACGAUUGACUCACACAUCGGAAAAACAUCCUCGCAAUACGCUCACCGAAUUGAAUGGUUUGCGCCGCCAUCGAGAACUAUGCGAUGUCGUUUUACAUGUCGGAUCUAGGAAAAUUUUCGCUCAUAGGGUAAUCUUGUCAGCAUGUAGUCCUUACUUCAGAGCAAUGUUCACCGGAGAGUUGGCAGAAUCGAGACAAACCGAAGUCACAAUACGAGAUAUUGACGAAUUAGCUAUGGAAUUGUUGGUAGAUUUUUGUUACACUUCCCAUAUCGUUAUUGAAGAAUCAAACGUUCAGACAUUACUACCAGCUGCUUGUCUUCUUCAGUUAGCGGAAAUUCAGGACAUCUGUUGCGAAUUUUUAAAACGACAGUUAGAUCCUUCGAAUUGUUUGGGUAUACGUGCAUUCGCAGAUACUCAUUCUUGUCGUGAUUUACUAAGAAUCGCUGAUAAAUUCACGCAGCAUAACUUUCAAGAAGUAAUUGAGAGCGAAGAAUUCUUACUGUUGCCAAUUACUCAGUUAAUCGAUAUUAUAUCUAACGACGAAUUAAAUGUAAGAUCUGAAGAGUUAGUGUAUAGUGCGGUGAUGUCUUGGGUAAAGUAUAACGUUUCAGAAAGAAGACAACAUUUAUCGCAGGUUUUACAACACGUUCGUCUACCUCUACUGAGUCCAAAAUUUUUGGUCGGUACGGUUGGAUCUGAUUUAUUAAUACGAAGUGACGAGUGUUGUCGAGAUUUGGUCGACGAAGCAAAAAACUAUCUUUUAUUACCUCAAGAAAGACCUCUGAUGCAAGGUCCCAGAACUCGACCUCGCAAACCAACCAGACGCGGAGAAGUCUUAUUUGCCGUUGGAGGUUGGUGUAGUGGAGAUGCAAUCGCAUCUGUAGAACGUUUCGACGCGCAAACCAUCGACUGGAAAAUGGUAGCUCCGAUGAGUAAAAGGAGAUGCGGCGUUGGCGUAGCCGUACUCAACGAUUUAUUGUACGCUGUCGGCGGGCACGAUGGCCAAUCUUAUCUCAACAGUAUUGAAAGAUACGAUCCGCAAACGAAUCAGUGGUGUUGCGACGUCGCACCUACGACAUCGUGUCGUACUAGUGUCGGUGUUGCGGUAUUGGACGGAUAUUUAUACGCUGUUGGCGGACAAGAUGGUGUACAAUGCUUGAAUCACGUCGAAAGGUACGAUCCGAAAGAGAACAAAUGGGGUAAAGUAGCGCCCAUGACUACUCGACGGUUGGGCGUAGCUGUAGCCGUAUUAGGUGGUUACCUGUACGCUAUCGGAGGUUCAGAUGGGCAGUGCCCUCUUAAUACAGUGGAACGGUAUGAUCCGCGGCAAAAUAAAUGGACUAAUAUGGCUCCCAUGUCCACCCGAAGAAAACAUUUAGGAUGCGCGGUAUUUAAUAAUAUGAUAUACGCGGUAGGUGGUCGAGACGAUUGCAUGGAAUUGAGCAGCGCUGAGCGAUAUAAUCCUCACAGCAAUUCGUGGUCUCCGAUCGUUGCGAUGACUUCUAGACGAAGUGGAGUUGGUUUAGCCGUAGUAAAUGGACAGCUUUAUGCUGUAGGAGGUUUUGAUGGCACAGCCUAUUUGAAAUCAAUCGAAGUUUAUGACCAAGAACAAAACCAGUGGCGUUUAUGUGGUUCAAUGAAUUACAGAAGGCUGGGUGGUGGCGUUGGCGUCAUGAGAGCUCCACAAACUGAGCAUUCACUUUGGUGAUGGCGUGUACUUUAUAGUUCACAUUGCUCGUGACCAAAUUAAUGCUUUUGUUACUACUAUAUUAUUUGGAUGGUGGUUUGAAAAUGGACAAUUCGCAUUUAACGCGUUUUUCUCUCGUUUUAAUUCGUCAAAUGUUUUUCUGUGGAAAAAAUCUUUAUUAUGUAUUAAGCCGAUUUUAUGGUUAGCCUGUACCUGAUUGCGAAUUGAUUAUUCAACGAAUUAUUUUCUUUUUUUGAACAUUAUCUCAUCUGACGCUGCUGAAAUCGAUAGCUACCUAUGCAUUAAGUAUUCAGUAUUUUUAUUAGAUGUCAGAACGCUGCUUCAAGUUUGAAACAAACUUUUAAUAUGUACUUAUUCUUUUUUUUUCUCUCUCUCUCUCUUUCUUUCUUUAUGUUGGUAAAUGAUUGGAUAAAAUUUUGAUUUACUCAA